CGUUAUGACGUUAUGCGACACUAUAAUCCACGACCGCUCGCACAGAGCAAGAUAUGGUUGGCCAUCGUGCAACUCGCCUUUCUGUUACCACGAGUGGAUGAUAUGUUUUCGCAAAACAGCAGCGAUAGGCACGCUCCAGCAUUUAUAACGCGGCGCUGUUUUAUCUACUUGAAGGAAAACGGCGAGCGCGAGUGCUCGGACAAACGCCGGCAGCGCGACCGCAACGCCCCUUCGCUCUUGCGAGCCCUGCCGCACGCCGUAGCGCGAACGCCAGCAAGGAGAGAACAAAUGCGCCGAGCGGACGGAAUGCCGCCGCAGCAGCCGCAGCCGCCGCGGCACGGCAGCGCGGUAGCCUCGGCGACGCUGACGUCACCGCAUCUGCCGCCGAACGGAAGACGGAGCCUCCCCGUCCGCGCCGCAGUGAACGCGAAGCGGGAGGGAGACGUGGAAAAACGCGGUUCGUUGGCCGCCAUUUUGCACGCGCGCCUGGCUGCUGUUCUCCGUCGUUUGAGUCGAGUCGCAGAAGCCAACUGCUUCAGCCAUCAGCACUGCAGUGUGCAACGGCGGCCACGCCACCUAAGGUCAGCGUUGUAGGCUGUGGCUGGCAGCUGUUAACUCUCAGCUAAAUUUGUUAGGGACGAAGAGAAAUCGUGCCUGCCAGACACAGCUCGUACGCGCCGCCCUCCCGUUUGUUCCCGUGGGGCAUGGGCCGUCGACGGGGUGUUGUUUACAGUCGCGGGAGAAGGGUUUGAAGUUGCAAGCGCGCAAGAGACAGCGUUCGGCGUUAUCACGCCGCUCUUUAAUGUUGCGUCAGUACUUCGUGAUACAUCCGCUCCGUGGAUGGUUUUCUUUUGGGCUUGUUCGGUUUUGUGACUUGUGGUUGUAUUCGGCACCUACUCGGCCUUCAUGUUGAUGGAGGAGUUCUCCUGGGACCGCUUCCUGGAGCUAGUGCAGCAGCGCCCGUACCUGUAUGACACCAAUCAACCAGAGUACAAAGACUCAACCCUCAAGGAUCGCCAGUGGGUGAAAAUAGGACAGCAGUUCGGACUAACAGGAUGGCAGGCGAAGAACAAGUGGAGGAACGCACGCGACCGCUACAUCAAGAUACGCGUCCAGAUGAAGCGCAGUGGUCGCAGGGUGUACGACAAAAUGGGCAUUCCCAUUCCGAACACUAAGUGGCAGUACUACAAGACGCUGGAUCGGAUGCUCAGGGACGCCAAGCAGCACGGACCGCUAUGCCAAAUGGACCCAAUGAUCAAGCCAAAGACAGAACCGACUGAAUACUUCUUCGAGUGCACGGACGCGCAAGAGGCGCCUGCUGGGGUGACACUAGAAAACAGCCAUGACGCAGACACUGUGGAUUUGCACCGGAUGGAUCGUCCCUCCUCUCCAGAACCCGGAGGCGCUUCAAAUCGGAGGGGGCGGCGACGAGACGUAGACGAUGAUGACGACGACAGCACGUUGCGCGGUGGUGAAGAAGCGUCGCUGCAGAAAAGCCUGGACGCCUGCAUCGGCCAGCUGGUGGCCAUGAACCGGUCGUCCUCGUCGGCACGGUCUCGACCGGACGCUUCCGGGGACGAAUGCCACUACCACGGCAUGUCGAUCGCGGCCCGGUUGCGUCGCCUCGAUGACGUCGCGCUGCCGCAGGUACUGCACCGCAUCAGCGCCGUCUUGGUGGAACAUGGCGUGUGACGAGUGAAAAGCUGUUAGAUGAACGCAGUGUUUGGUUGCGAUUUCAUGUGCCAAAGGGACAGCAUUUGUCAUCAGGGUGCGACCAGAGAUAGCGUCAGCGUCGCAAGUGGCAUGCCUGUGUGGAACCAUGAUGGAUGUGCUCUGGAGUGCUUGCUGUGUUCUAAAAUGUCUUUCGCUGCAUUCGUGCUAUCGUGAAGUAAUGACGUGGACCUAACACGUGUAUAUCACUAUGCCUGGAACAUCAGUAAAUAUGAUUAGUUUUUAUUAUUUCUGGUUCCUGCGCGAACACUGGUUGAUGCGUGUGACGAUUGCCUGUGAUGUUGCUUGAACGCUAAAGCCGCUCCCCAGAGCUACUCAGAAGUGCUGUAACGUAAAAAACAAACCUAAGUCUCGCUCUUUUCUAGAUGGCUGCUCUGAAUAUGUUAGACAACAUCAUAACGCUAACUUGAGUUGGCUGAAGUUGUAAGGAAUUCGUGUUUCUUUUUCUUUUUGUUUGCAUGCAUUUAACCUUUACAUAAACAAAUUCACCUUCGCUGCUGUUCUUAAUCAGAAAAUGUAAUCAACCUGUCAGCUCGCAGCAUGUAUAGUGCUCGUCUGAGUAUGCACACGGGACAUCUUACUUGAAUUGAUUUUAUGAUGAUAUUUGUGACAGCUGGCUGAAUAAAGACUGUGCCAAAGUA
This is a messenger RNA of Dermacentor albipictus, 2372 nucleotides long. RefSeq lists its product as uncharacterized. Gene Ontology annotation, cellular component: transcription regulator complex; nucleus. NCBI's taxonomy places the organism in Eukaryota, Metazoa, Arthropoda, Arachnida, Ixodida, Ixodidae. The record is from RefSeq and is a predicted model, not a curated record. Gene Ontology annotation, biological process: regulation of transcription by RNA polymerase II.